Molecule: messenger RNA, 3164 nt
Organism: Closterium sp. Naga37s-1
Lineage: Eukaryota; Viridiplantae; Streptophyta; Zygnematophyceae; Desmidiales; Closteriaceae
Source: the annotation of a GenBank genome assembly
CCAUGGAUGCUGAUCCGUUGCGGGAUAAGCCAGGAAACGCAUCAGCUCGUGCCACGUCAGCGAAGGUGAAUCAGUUUUCCAUCUGGGCCAUGCCUGAAGAAGGCUCGGCAUUCCACACCUCAGCUUCGGCAGCCAUCUCGAACCUCUCAAGCAGGUUCAAGUGCACGCCAUUUGAGCCGCAUGUGACGGUGAUAGGAGCGUUUGGGGCGAGGGAGGGGUUGGACGAGCAGGAGGUGGUGAAGCGCAUGGAGCGAUUGAGUGCGUCCUUAAAGCCGUACGACAUCCAAGUCAUGGAGCUGGCUGCUGGUCGGCUCUUCUUCCAAUGCGUGUACAUCAAGAUGCUGCCUUCAAAAGAGGUGCUCCAUGUGCACAACGAGGCAGUGGAAGUGAUGGGCAUGGACAGGAAUUCCGUUGCUGCAUACAUGCCUCAUCUCAGCCUCAUUUAUGGUGAUCUCUCAGACGCCCAGAAGCAGGACGCCAAAGCAGCGGUUGAAGAGACAUUUUCAUCCCUGCUCCCUCCCAAGUCCGCAUCGCUACCAUCUCCUUCCUUCCAUGUUUCAUCGCUCGCACUCUACCGCACUGAACCCACUGACCUCACUAUGAGUACUUGGGAAAGAAUAGCGAGCACCAUGAGCGUGGUCGGCUUCGAUGUGGGGAACGAGAGGGGCGUGGUAGGCAUUGCGCGACAACGCGGAAUCGACAUCGCGCUUAACGAGGAGUCCAACCGCGAGACCCCCAAUGUCGUCUGCUUCGGCGAAUCGCAGCGAUAUCUGGGCGUCGCAGGAGCGGCGUCGUACACGAUGAACCCUAAGAACACGGUGUCGCAGAUCAAGCGCAUGAUCGGGCGGAAAUUCGCAGAUCCCGAGUUCCAGAAGGACCUCCCGAUGUUCCCGUUCCGCUGCUCCGAAGGCCCCGACGGCGAUAUUCUCGUGCACGUCAUGUACAUGAACGAGCCCAGGACGUUCACGCCCACCCAACUUCUCGCGAUGGUUCUGAAUGGAUUAAAAGCGAUCGGCGAGAAGGACCUGGGGUCGAAGAUCACGGAUUGCGUGAUCGGCAUCCCCGUAUACCUCACCGACGCGCAGCGCCGCGCGUAUCUCGAUGCUGCCACCAUCGCGGGGCUGCACCCGCUUCGGCUAAUGCACGAGCCGACGGCCACCGCGCUGGCGUACGGAAUCUACAAGACGGAUCUGUCGGAAACCGAGCCGCUCAAUAUCGCAUUCGUGGACAUUGGGCACUCGACGAUGCAGGUGUCGAUUGUGGCGUUCAAGAAGGGCCAGCUGAAGGUGCUGGCGCACGCGUUCGACCGGUCGCUGGGCGGGCGCGACUUCGACGAGGUGCUGUUCAACCACUUCGUGGACGAGUGCGCGCGCAACCACAAGCUUGACAUCCGCUCCAACGCGCGCGCGUGCCUCCGCCUGCGCACCGCGUGCGAGAAGCUCAAGAAAGUCCUCAGCGCCAACCCCGAGUCGCCGCUGCACGUGGAGUGUCUGAUGGAGGAGAAGGACGUGACGGGGUUCCUGAAGCGCGACCAGUUCGAGCAGCUGGCGAAGCCCAUGCUGGAGCGCGUCAAGGCGCCGUGCACGCGCGCGCUGCUCGAGUCGGGCAUCACCGUCGAUCAGAUCGCAGCCGUCGAGCUGGUGGGGUCGGGGUCGCGCGUGCCGGCCAUCAUGAAGAUUCUCGCGGAUUUCUUCGGCAAGGAGCCGCGCCGCACCAUGAACGCCAGCGAGUGCGUGGCGCGCGGGUGCGCGCUGCAGUGCGCCAUGCUCAGCCCCGCCUUCAAAGUCCGCGAGUUCGAGGUGCACGACACGUACCCGUUCGCCAUCGCGCUAUCAUGGAAGCAAGCGAGCGCGGCGGGGGCGGCGUCCGCGGAGGGCGCGGAGGGCGGCGGAGAGGAGGCGGCGGCGCAGCCGAACCAGGUGGUGUUCUCAAAGAACAACCCGCUGCCGAGCUCGAAGCUGCUGACGUUCUACCGCACGGAGGCGUUCACCAUCGACGCCUUCUAUGCCAACCCCGAGGACCAGACCGUUGGCGCCAACACGCGCAUCGGCACCUUCACCGUGGGUCCGUUCGCGCCGUCGCGGCCGGAUUCGAAGCCGAAGCUGAAGGUGAAGAUCAGACUCAACCUGCACGGCAUCCUGUCCGUCGAAUCCGCCACGCUGCUGGAGGAGGAGGAGGUGGAGGUGCCGGCCAAGAAGGACGCCAAGGACGCCGCUGCUGCCCCCGCAGCCACAGAUGCAGCUGGGGCUCCCAUGGAGGCCGAUGCUGCUGCUGCAGCUGGUGGCGCGGAGGGCGAUGCCAAGAUGGAUGAUGCCGCUCAACCAGCCAAGCCGGAGAUGGUGAAGAAGAAGAAGACGAAGAAGACGGACGUGCCGAUCGAGGCGCACCUGGUGGGGGGGCUGCCUCCUGCGGCGCUGCAGCAGCUCGUGGAGGAGGAGUUUGCGAUGGCACUGCAGGACCGCGUUAUGGAGGAGACGAAGGAGAAGAAGAACGCCGUAGAGAGCUAUGUCUACGACAUGCGCAACAAGCUGCACGACAAGCUAGCAGCAUACGCGUCUGACGCAGAGAAGGAGAAGCUGCUGGCGCGGCUGCAGGAGACGGAGGACUGGCUGUAUGAGGACGGCGAGAGCGAGAGCAAGGGCGUGUACACCACGCGCCUGGAGGAGCUCAAGCGCCUCGGCGACCCCAUUGAGGCGCGCCUCCGGGAGGAAGAGACGCGCCCCGCCGCCCUGCAGUCACUGCAGUACUGCAUCGGAAGCUUCCGGGAGGCUGCGCUGUCCACGGAUGCGAUGUACGCGCACAUCGACCCGAAGGAGAAGGCUCAGGUGGUGGAGGAGUGCAACAAGGCGGAGAUGUGGCUGAGGGACAUGCUCUUCCAGCAGCAGAAGCUGAGCAAGAAGGACACCCCCGUGCUGCUCGCUGCCGACCUACGGAAGAAGGCAGAGACCCUCGACAGGUUCUGCAAGCCUAUUAUGACCAAACCCAAACCAGCUCCCAAGCCUGCUUCCGAGCCCAAGCCCGAGCCUGCUCCCGAGGCUCCUAAGGCAGGUGGUGAGCCGAUGGAGACGGAGGGGGCUGCAGGAGAGGGUGCCGCAGCGGCAGGUGGCGAGGCGGCAGCUGGAGAUGCUAAACCUGCUGAGGGCGAGGCCAUGCAAACAGAGUAG